AUGAUCGGUUGGACUAUUCGUGAGUGGAUUCAAUUCCAUUUCCAGGCCACUCCAAAUGAUUCCUACGCUAAGCUCUUAUCACUUUUACAGGCCCAGUCAAAUGAAGAUCCUGCAUGGAUCUCUUUGGCUAGUGAAGACAACUUGGAACAUCAAUGGAAAUUCUUGCAAUCUAAAGCAAAUAAGAAGAACUUACCGUUAUACGGUGUCCCAAUUGCCGUGAAGGACAACAUCGAUGCAAAGGGAUUCGAUACAACCGCCGCUUGCCCAGCAUACAAAUUCACACCAAAGGAUGAUGCUACCACGGUGAGAUUAUUAAGAGAUGCUGGUGCCAUUAUAAUUGGUAAAACCAAUUUAGAUCAAUUUGCUACAGGUUUAGUAGGUACAAGAUCUCCAUAUGGUAUUACACCAAAUACGUUCAACAAGGAAUACGUUAGUGGUGGCUCAUCUGCCGGUUCUGCCUCUGUUGUAGCUAGAGGUAUCGUUCCAAUUUCGCUCGGAACCGAUACCGCUGGUUCUGGUAGAGUUCCAGCUGCCUUAAACAACUUAAUUGGCUUAAAGCCUACAAAGGGUGUAUUUUCAUGCAGUGGUGUCGUCCCAGCAUGUAAAUCGUUAGACUGUGUUUCAAUCUUUUCUUUGAAUUUGCAAGAUGCUCAAAUAACCUUCAAUAUUAUGGCUCAACCAGAUGGGUCCAACGAUGAAUAUUCUAGACCAAUGCCUUCCAAUCCGUUGGUUAAAUUCUCUAGAACUCCAAAAAUUGCGGUUCCAGAAAACUUAUUAUGGUAUGGAGAAGAGGAAAAUCCAAAAUUGUACUCACAAGCAGUAGAAAACUUUGGAAAGACUGGUGCAGAAUUGGUCAGCCUCGAUAUAGAGCCAUUAUAUGACUUGGCAAAAUGUCUUUAUGAAGGUCCAUGGGUCAGCGAACGUUAUACUGCCACCAAGGAAUUCAUGGCAACUAACCCUCCAAAGGAUUCCUUAGAUCCAACGGUUGCUCAAAUCAUUAAAAGCGGUGAAAAAUUCACUGCCGCUGAAGCUUUUGAUUACGAAUAUAAGAGGCAGGGGAUCUUACAGAAAGUAAACAAGUUACUUGAAGGAAUUGACGUUAUUAUUGUACCAACUGCCCCAUUAAACCCAAGUAUCAAAGAUGUCCAAGAGGAACCAAUUAAGGUUAACUCUCACCAAGGUACUUAUACCAAUUUUGUGAACUUGGCAGACAUGUCUGCAUUGGCUAUUCCAGCAGGAUUUAGACCUGACGGUUUACCAUUCGGAGUAACCCUUUUGAGUAAGAAAUUUAAUGACUAUGCUUUAUUAGAUUUGGCUCAUAGAUACAUGAAACAAUAUGCUGCUUCCAAGCCAAGAUACAUGGGAUGUUUGGAAAGUUCGGUUGCUACGACUGGAGACGAAUUAUUGAGUACCAUUCCGAAGCCAAACCCAGCAACUUCAAUCAAGUUGGCAGUUGUUGGUGCCCACUUAACUGGUAUGGCAUUACAUUGGCAAUUAGAAAAAGUCAAUGCUACUUUUAUUGAAAAGACUAAAACUUCAAAGAACUAUAAGUUAUAUGCUUUACCUAAGAUUGGACCAGUUGCCAAACCUGGUUUAAGAAGAGUUGAUUCCGAUAUAGGAUCAUCUAUUGAAAUUGAAACUUACUACGUUCCAUUAGAGACAUUUGGAAAUUUCAUUUCAAUGGUUCCUGAGCCAUUGGGAAUUGGUUCAGUUGAGACUGAAUCUGGUGAAUGGGUUAAAUCAUUUAUUUGUGAAGAAUUUGGUUACAAGAAGCAUGGUACCAGAGACAUCACCGAUUUUGGAGGCUGGAGAAGCUACAUUGAACACGUCAAGAAGGAAGAGUUAGCUAACGGUAAGAAAAAGCCAUUUGAAACAGUUUUAGUUGCCAAUAGAGGGGAAAUCGCAGUUCGUAUCAUGAAAACUUUGAAAAAAUUGGGAAUUAAAUCAGUCGCUGUGUACUCUGAUCCAGAUAAAUAUGCUAAGCAUGUCUUGAUGGCUGAUAUUGCCAUUCCUUUACAUGGAGUUUCAGCAGCAGAAACUUAUAUUUCAAUUGACAAGAUUAUAAAGGCUGCUAAAGAAUCCAAAGCACAAGCCAUUGUUCCUGGUUAUGGGUUCCUUUCAGAAAAUGCUGAUUUCUCAGAUAGAUGUGGUAAGGAAGGAAUUGUCUUUGUUGGACCAUCUGGAGAUGCCAUUAGAAAGUUGGGUUUGAAGCACUCUGCCAGAGAAAUUGCCGAGAAAGCUGGAGUUCCAUUAGUUCCAGGUUCUGGUUUAAUCAAAGAUGCAAAGGAAGCUAGAGAAAUUGCCGCUAAAUUGGAAUAUCCAGUUAUGGUCAAGUCCACUGCAGGUGGUGGUGGUAUUGGUUUACAAAAGGUCGACUCAGAAGAUGAUAUCGAGAGAGUUUUCCAAACUGUGCAACAUCAAGGUAAAUCUUAUUUCGGUGAUUCCGGAGUCUUCAUGGAAAGAUUUGUUGAAAAUUCUAGACAUGUGGAAAUUCAAAUGUUUGGUGACGGUUACGGUAAGGCAAUUGCUCUUGGUGAGAGAGACUGUUCUUUACAGCGUAGAAACCAGAAAGUUAUUGAAGAAACACCUGCUCCUGAUUUACCUGAAGCUACCAGACAAAAGAUGAGAAAAGCUGCAGAAUCAUUGGGUGCCCUGAUGAACUAUAAGUGUGCCGGUACUGUUGAGUAUAUCUAUGAUCCUAGCAGAGAUGAAUUUUACUUUUUAGAAGUCAAUGCUAGAUUACAAGUUGAACAUCCAAUUACUGAAAUGGUAACUGGUUUAGACUUGGUUGAAUGGAUGUUAUACAUUGCUGCAGAUGAUCCACCUGAUUUCUCACAGGAAAUUAAAGUAACCGGUGCUUCAAUGGAAGCAAGAUUAUACGCUGAAAACCCAGUUAAGGAUUUCAUGCCUUCUCCUGGUCAAUUAACCGAAGUCAAAUUCCCAGAAUGGGCUAGAAUCGAUGGAUGGGUAGAAAAGGGUACCGUUAUCUCUGCCGAAUACGACCCUACUGUCGCAAAAAUUAUUGUACAUGGUGAAGAUCGUGCAGAUGCAUUGAGAAAAUUAAGGCAAGCAUUGGAUGAAACACUUGUUUAUGGUUGUAUUACAAACGUAGACUACUUACGUUCUAUUGCUAACUCUGAUAUGUUUGCUCAGGCUAAGGUUCACACUAAGGUUUUAGACUCCUUUGAUUAUAAACCAACCGCUUUUGAAAUCUUAUCUCCAGGUGCUUACACUACAGUACAAGAUUACCCAGGUAGAAAGGGUUAUUGGCAUAUCGGAGUUCCUCCAUCUGGAUGCAUGGACGAGUUCUCAUUCAGAGUUGCUAACAGAAUAGUUGGUAACGAUAAAAAAGCUCCUGGUAUUGAAAUUACUUUGACAGGCCCAAAGAUUUUAUUUCACCAUGACGCUGUUAUUGCUGUAACUGGUGGAAAGGUUGAUGUCGAUGUUAAUGGAACCAAGGUUGAUCAAUGGUCUCCAAUUAGUAUCAAAGGGGGUGACAAGUUAACUGUUGGUAAGUUAACUAGUGGCUGUAGAGCAUAUUUGUCCAUCAGAGGUGGUAUUGACGUAACUGAAUAUUUAGGUUCUAGAUCUACCUUCGCCUUGGGUAACUUGGGUGGUUACAACGGUAGGGUUUUGAAAUUAGGUGAUGUUUUGUUCUUGGGUCAGCCUGAAAUUUCAAGUUGUACUUUACCAUUACCAGUUUCUGAGCCUACUAAGAUACCAUCUUCCUUGAUUCCAAGCUAUGACUUCAAUGCUACCAAUUCUUGGAAAGUUGGUGUUACAUGUGGUCCACAUGGAUCUCCUGAUUUCUUUCAAAAAGAAUCUGUAGCUGAAUUCUUUUCUGAAACUUGGAAGGUCCACUACAAUUCCAAUAGAUUUGGUAUUAGAUUAAUUGGACCUAAGCCUAAAUGGGCAAGAAAGGAUGGUGGUGAAGCAGGGUUACAUCCAUCUAAUGCUCACGAUUAUGUUUAUUCCUUAGGGGCUAUCAAUUUUACUGGUGAUGAGCCUGUUAUCUUAACUUGUGAUGGUCCAUCGUUGGGUGGAUUCGUUUGUCAAGCUGUAGUGGCAGAAGCUGAAAUGUGGAAGAUUGGUCAAGUAAAACCUGGCGAUUCCAUUCAAUUUGUGCCAAUCACUUAUAAAUCUGCUAAGGAAUUGAAAGAAUCCCAGGAUAAGUGUAUUGAAUUAUUAGAAGGAACAGUCCCAGCUAUCACUAAGACUUUAACCGAACCAGAAAACCCAGUUUUAGAUACUUUUAAGGCAUCUGAAAAGGCUCCUCAAGUUGUUUACCGUCAAGCUGGUGAUAGAUACAUCUUAGUUGAGUAUGGUGAAAAUAUUUUGGACUUAAACUUAUCCUACAGAGUUCAUCGUUUGAUUGAAAUGAUCCAACACAAUAAAACUGUUGGUGUCGUUGAAAUGUCAAGAGGUGUUAGAUCUGUUUUGAUUGAAUACGAUUCCAAAAUUACUCAAAAGCAAUUAUUAGAUACCUUAAUUGCAUGCGAAAAGGAAAUUGUUUUCGUUAACAAGUGGAAGGUACCAUCCAAGAUUAUUAAGUUACCAAUGGCAUUUGAAGAUAAGAAGACCUUAGAUGCAGUGAAGAGGUAUCAAGAAACUAUUAGAUCUGAUGCACCUUGGUUACCAAAUAAUGUUGAUUUCAUUGCCGAUAUUAAUGGAAUUCAUAGAUCAGAAAUCGAAAAGAUGAUGUACUCUGCCAGAUUCUUAGUUUUAGGUUUAGGAGAUGUCUUUUUAGGAGCACCAUGUGCUGUUCCUUUAGAUCCAAGACAUAGAUUAUUAGGUACAAAGUAUAACCCAUCUCGUACUUUCACUCCAAACGGUACAGUUGGUAUCGGUGGUAACUAUAUGUGUAUCUAUACUAUGGAAUCACCAGGUGGUUACCAAUUGGUUGGUCGUACAGUUCCAAUCUGGGAUAAGUUAUCUCUCGGUACUCAUUCAGACUUACAACCUUGGUUGUUAUCUCCAUUCGAUCAAGUUGAAUUUUACCCUGUUUCUGAAGCUGAGGUAGACAAGUUCUCAGACGAAAUGAAUGCAGGUCAAUUUAAGGUUGAUAUUGUUGAAAGUGUAUUUGAUCACACUCAAUACUUGGAGUGGGUUCAAGAAAAUUCAAAGUCCAUUGAAGAGUUCCAAAAGAACCAAGGAGGGGACAAGAUGGAGGAAUUCAACAGAUUGAUUCAAGUUUCUAAUGCAGAAUUAGCCAAGAGUGAUGGGCCUAAAUUAUCUGAAGAUGAUAAUUUUGGAGAAGAUGCUGAAAUGGUUUAUUCUGAGUAUUCUGGUAGAUUCUGGAAGCCGUUGGUAAGCGUUGGGGAUGAAGUUAAGGAAUCCCAAGGUUUGGUGGUGGUUGAAGCAAUGAAGACAGAAAUGGUUGUCGUUGCACCAAAGGCUGGUAAAGUUGUCAAGAUCUUCCACAAGAAUGGGGAUAUGGUUGACGCCGGUGACUUAGUAGUUGUGAUUGAGUAA
Dujonia railenensis is the source of this 5472-nucleotide messenger RNA. The record is from the annotation of a GenBank genome assembly. Lineage: Eukaryota; Fungi; Ascomycota; Pichiomycetes; Serinales; Debaryomycetaceae.